Messenger RNA from Falco peregrinus (peregrine falcon), 15260 nucleotides. RefSeq names its product single stranded DNA binding protein 2 (gene SSBP2). Gene Ontology annotation, biological process: positive regulation of transcription by RNA polymerase II. Gene Ontology annotation, cellular component: nucleus. Gene Ontology annotation, molecular function: protein binding; single-stranded DNA binding. Lineage: Eukaryota; Metazoa; Chordata; Aves; Falconiformes; Falconidae. The transcript is spliced from 17 exons. The record is from RefSeq and is a predicted model, not a curated record. Bases 149 to 1255 code for a protein of 368 amino acids.
GGCUGUCGAUCACCGCGCGGGGGGCGUGUCCUCCCGCCCGGCCGGCCAAUGGGAUGUGUGUGUGGCAGCGUCUCCAUGGUGACGGGGCUGUUCCCGGGGAGGCUGUGAUGGGUUGACAGGUGCGUGACAGUCGGAGCUCUCUGCAGGCAUGUACGGCAAAGGCAAGAGCAACAGCAGCGUCCCGUCCGACAGCCAGGCCAGGGAGAAAUUAGCACUGUACGUAUAUGAAUAUCUGCUCCAUGUAGGAGCACAGAAAUCAGCCCAGACAUUUUUAUCAGAGAUAAGAUGGGAAAAAAACAUCACACUGGGGGAGCCCCCAGGAUUUUUGCAUUCCUGGUGGUGUGUAUUUUGGGAUCUCUACUGUGCAGCUCCAGAAAGACGAGAAACAUGUGAACAUUCAAGUGAAGCAAAAGCCUUUCAUGACUAUAGUGCUGCAGCAGCUCCCAGUCCAGUGCUAGGAAACAUUCCCCCAGGAGAUGGCAUGCCAGUAGGUCCUGUACCACCGGGUUUUUUUCAGCCUUUCAUGUCCCCUCGGUACCCUGGAGGUCCAAGGCCACCUUUAAGAAUACCCAAUCAGGCACUUGGAGGUGUCCCAGGAAGCCAGCCAUUAUUGCCUAGCGGGAUGGACCCAACACGGCAGCAAGGGCAUCCAAACAUGGGUGGGCCAAUGCAGAGAAUGACUCCUCCGAGAGGAAUGGUUCCAUUAGGACCUCAGUCUGACCCUUGGUUAUCAUUGCAGAACUAUGGAGGUGCAAUGAGACCCCCACUGAAUGCUUUAGGUGGCCCGGGGAUGCCUGGAAUGAACAUGGGUCCUGGGGGUGGUAGACCUUGGCCAAACCCCACCAAUGCCAAUUCUAUACCUUAUUCUUCAGCAUCUCCUGGGAACUAUGUAGGUCCUCCAGGAGGUGGAGGGCCACCAGGAACACCUAUCAUGCCUAGCCCUGCAGAUUCAACCAACUCUGGAGACAACAUGUACACUUUAAUGAAUGCAGUGCCACCUGGACCCAACAGACCUAAUUUUCCAAUGGGGCCAGGAUCAGAUGGACCUAUGAGUGGACUGGGUGGUAUGGAUUCACAUCAUAUGAAUGGAUCAUUAGGCUCAGGAGACAUGGACAGUAUUUCCAAAAACUCUCCCAGUAAUAUGAGCAUGAGUAAUCAGCCUGGCACUCCCAGGGAUGACGGUGAGAUGGGCGGAAACUUCCUAAACCCUUUUCAGAGUGAGAGCUACUCCCCUAGCAUGACAAUGAGUGUGUGAUCCAUUAACAAGUGUCGCCAUGAAGACCACAGUGAGUUGGCCCUCUUCAGAGAGCUACUGCAGAAGAAAAUUAUUCGUCCCAGUGUACAGUUUAACAAAAGGAUCUCAGACACAAUCAGACCCACCAUUUUUUUUCUACCAUCUCCCCCGUUUUGUCAAGAAAGUGGGUCCCAAACAUGAUUGAGACAACUGUAAAGAGUGACGUAACAGAACUGCCCAAGAUGGAACUGCAAACAAUUACUUGUGUAUGUACAUGUGUGGGUUAAUGUUUAUGUGUGUGUGUGUGAUAAAGAAAUACACACAUACAUACAUAGACCUGCAGGACAUUGUAAAAUAUUAUCACGUGACAUCUUAAGUAGAAGUAGGGACUUUUAUUCCAUCUUUUUUUUUUUUCCACGUUUACAUCUUAAUUAUUAAAAUUUGCUUUCCAUCUCCCCUCCUGAACUGUCUUAUGUUGCAUAUAUCACUGCUUUAUAAGUUAUUUUUUAAGGUGAACUCAAAUGAUAAGUUCUUCUGAUUUUGUAAAUGUCUGCCAUUAUGGUUAGGAAUAAAAUUGCUUAUAAGAGCUUUCAUUAACUUGUGUUUGAUACCAGUUACCCUGUGAAUCACAAACUGUACUGUCUCAAGAAAUAGAAGAAAGCUCAUCUUAAUUUUUUGGAGAAAUUUAAUAAUUUUCACCUGAUAUGGGGAUUUUUUUUUAAUACUUUGCCUUGAAAAAAAGAAGCACUGAAGGUUAUUUUUCUUCUUUAAUUGAAGCCUAAUAUCUGCAAUAUCUAUUUUAAAUGGAAGCCUGAAUUUGAUACAAGCUUCUCAGUUUAUAUAGAAUACUAUAAGGUUACUUAAGUGAGCUCCAAUUGCUAUAGAAUUUAGCAAUAAAGUGUCAGGGCUUCUUCUGCCCUUUGAAAUGAGUUUUCUAUUUAGCAUGAUCUUCUGUAGGGGUGGUAGUUAGUGGAAAUACAGUAGAGUCCUUAUCACCAAAACCUUUCCUAACAAUUUUUCAUUAUGUUUCCCAUUUUCUGUGAUUCUCAACUGAAUUGUAACAACGCAUGGUCCCAAUUAUAAACAGUAGUUCCCAAGCCCAUUCGGAAAAUCAGGUCACCCAGCUACUUGGGUGUGUAUUUUUCACCACAUCUACCACAGUGAAUUCCCCCAGAAUUUUCCAGUAAACAGUCUGGGGGUUUUGAGCCAAAAUGAUGGAGUGAACUUUUUAUGACUACUAGCCUUGUGAGGGUCUUCUGUUUUGCCAUGAACGGAAGAGCAACAAAGGUCUGGGCCAAUUUAUAAGAAGGUCAGCUUAUUAGACCUGAUAGAUGGGGAUAGAAUGGAGAAAAGGCAUAUGGUCUUAAAGGAAAUACUUCUGGAAGCAAUCCCAUAUCUCUUCAGGCAAAGCUCUAAAACCAAGAUUAGGGUACAUUGAGUUCCUAAUGCCUUCCAGCUCCCCCAAGACAACAAAAAGUUUUCAGCUGCAUAGUGAUCAAAAGGCUGGUGAUCGGCAAUGUGGACACAAAGUGGCCGAACAAAAAAAAAAAAGCCACUUACAUAGGAGGAGCAGUUCUGAGAUGUGGUAUGUCCAUGAAGUCUUGCAAGGCAAUUUUUUUUUCAUGAACUUGUGACAGAGCAGCAUAUGUAAUGAGCCUGUUGUGAUGGUAGCUGCACAUAACAGGAUAUAUAAGGAAUACUACAAUCUCCUAACUGAUUUUUAUUUACAUAUAUUAUAUAUAUAAUAUAUGAAAAUAAAAAUGUGUUACACUUUUUACUCUCUUGCUAGGGGCAUUCAAAGAUGAAACUCUUGGAGGCUUAAAAUUAUGUUAUGUUUUGGUAGCAUUACUUUUCAGUAAUAGUAACUACUUUGUUAGUUGUAAAGAUAAACUAGUUAGUCAUUAUAUCGUUUUGUGGACUUUAUUCCCAGUGAUUAUGAAGUGUAUGUGUUCAUUUGCUUAUCUUUGGAAAAUUGUUGCUGUCUCAAAAGAUGCUAGAAGCCCCUACUACUUCAAAACCCAAAAUCAGAUGUAGACCUUUCACCGUUGUCACUAAUACCACUGGUUUCAGUGGCUAUGUCCCUAGUGCACCCCGGCUUCUCCCAGAAGCACUGCAUAGUCCAGGUGUCCUUGCAGCCCGUGUUUGACAUCUGUAUUAUCCUUGGUAGCCUUCUAAGAAGGACUUUAGAACUCUUUUUCUGCCCAGUUUCAGUCAGAUGAUAUCACUGCUACUGGACUUAAGACAGGUGGAUGUCUGGACUAUGCAUCAGGUGCCAAAGUCCAUUCACACACCAAGUCAGUGUGCCAUCAAGUGAGCUCUUGAACUGUUGGGUGCACCUGGGCUCUGUUCUGUAUCUCCAGGGGAAACCCCCAUACUGUCCACACUGAGCUGGGGCUCCUGCGGGCAAGCAUUGUGUCCGCUGACCAUGCAACAGUUGCCCAUGGGGGCAUCGCUGGGGGCUCUCUUACAGGACAGAGUAUGUGCCGCCACUGAAGCUUCACACUGUGGUAAAAUUAAGCAGAAUCAGGGCUUAGUGUUAAUCAGAGACCUUUUUUUUUUCUUUCUGUGUUUGGCAUUAUCUGCAAUAUUUUAGCUUACAGGCACCCGUUAAGGAUGAAAGUCUGACCAUUAAAUUGAACCUGCACAAAGGAACCCCUUAAAUGGAACUGCCAACAGAUACUGAAUAUCAUUAUCAAAAUACGUUCUUCUAAUUUAUAUGCAAGAGCACAACAUCCUCUCAGGCACGUUAUUUUUCUUCUGUAGUUCUAUCAAACUCCCUUCUAUACAAUCUUUCUUACUGCCAGCAUAUUUUUGUUUCCCCUUUACAUUUCUUUUCCAAAACAUUUAUGUCAUUAAACAUUGUUGCAUUGAUCCUGCAGCGUUAAUCUCAGUAGAUACAUUCCUGGCUUCAAAAUGAAUGGGACCAGGCCCUGCUUCUCAUGGCCUGUCAUUCUGUGCCCUAACACUGCAAGCUACGUGGUGUGUCCAGCACUUCUCGUACCUAUGUAGCCCCACAGACUGGUAGAAUAAAAGAUGUGCAAGCUUGCAGAAUUUUAGAUCUGGAAGAUCUGCUUGAGUGCUCACUGCAUAUCAUAUCAUAGAAUGGUUUGUGUUGGAAGGGACCUUAAAGAUCAUCUAGUUCCACCCCCCACCCCACCCCCCAUAUUGUUAGAAUUUUAAUCAGAUAGAAGGAAACCAAAUCAUUUUGCUUUCUGUAGGGAAUGCUUACAUGCAUGCAUGAGUAAAGUUACUUACACAUGCAUUGGUGCGAUCAGGUGAUAAUAAGCAUACAGAGGUUCUGCAGCUGAACCAUCAGAAAACAAUCUUACAUGCUAAAUACUCAACUUAAUUCAAAGUAUCUCUCCUUUUUUUUAAUAUGCCUAGAGCUUUUUGCUUCUUCAUUUGUUUUCUUUCUUUUCCUUAUAAAUACUUGCAGGAUUUUCAUCAUAUCCAGAGUAUUAAUGUGGAAAGAAAAACUAUUUCCAAGGAGUGACUUUUUACUCCUUUUUUACUCAUUAGGUUACUAAUGCACUAGAUACCUGUGUGUAGUGUAACUGCUGCAACAGCAUUAUUGAUAAGGUCAGAACCUGUCCAGCUGUGGCAGGAAUUUUAUUUUAAGUGGUGCAGGGUAGUUUUUCCACACUGGGUCUUUAUAUAGAUUCCUCCCUUUCAUAUAGACAUAUAUAGAUCGUGCCUCUGUCAAUGGGUCUUUCAGGCAAGGUUAAAGUAAUGCUUUUUAAAAACAGAAGUGAUGAAAUCUUAGAGUAGCAGAAGUAGUGAGUCUCUCAUACUGUGAGAACUCUGGCAAAUAUCCUGGCCUUGUAGAAAUCAGCUGAAAUUGAGAUUCACUUGUUAAUUUCAUAGUGAAACCCGUAUUUUACCUAUGAAAACCUAUGAAAAGGAGUAUUCGUACCCAGAUUUUAUCUCCAUGCCUAAGUCUUGAAUAGACAAGAAAAGGGUUUAGGGCAAGGAGGAAGCCGUAUGAGUCACGUGUAAAGCAUGUGGCCUGAUGUGCAUUAAAAAAUACCUUGAUAUUUGCAUGUACGGGUUGCAUUAUUUUCUUAAUUGCCCAAGCACGAGGAAGAACUGCAGUUGCACUCCGUGUUACCCCUCUCCACAGUGAGUUUGGUGCAUGUAAACAGUGUGGCAAUAACCUUGAGUCGAGUCUUUUGACACACCGUAUGCUGCCCAGUGACAUGAGUGUGCCUCAGCUUGACUCGGAGGCACCUGAGAGUGACGGUCCCCAGAUCAGAGGGUCAUCCGUCAGCCUGUGGCUGAGGCCACGUUUGCCAUUUUUGAUUUGGAAGCCUUCUGAUUGCAGAGCACAGAUCACCAAUACAUCAUGUAUUUAGAGACAGUAACAACUCUCAGACUUAGCAGACUUCCCCCCUUAAUACAGGAUUAAAUGCCCUGUGUCCCAAGACAUCCAGCUGUUGCUUUCCCUUGCAAUGGGAAUAUGCAAUGAGAAAUAUGUAGGCUAGUUAUUUAUUUUAAAUAAUUCAAAUUAGGAAGAGGUGAACAGCAUCUUGCUUCUUCAUGGACAGCAAUUCAUGCGUCAGAAGGACAGCUUCUUGAGCUGCCUAAAAAUCAUUUGAAUUUUUCCCUGUUCUGUGGCUAGCAAAUGAAAUACUGGAUGUAAAGAUGAUUUGGAAUUAGAUGGGUAAUUUAAUGAGGGACCAGCUGUUACAGUAUUCAGUGUUGAACAUUUUGUUCUUUUUUCCCUUUACCAGUCAAAAUGAAUUUUCAGUUGAUACAUGCUGCACUGAUUUCUAUUUCUCAGAUCAGUCAAUUAUUUUUAAGUGUUACCUUCUGUUCCUAGUCAGCUUUGAUUCUUUGUUGUUGUGGUGGUUGCUACAUGUGGACUGGAUUCUUCAAGAUUUGACCCUACACAUGUGCACUUGGAGAACGCUUAAUAGAGCUUAAUGAUGUAAAAAAGAAAAGGAUCAGUACAGGUAAAUUUGGUUUUCUUUUAUUCACUCUAAGUGGUGAUAAAAGCAUGACUUCUGUCCCAAACACGCUUGGGUUUGGCUUGACCCUAAGGAUGGGAAUCCUGGCAAAGGACACCUUCAAACAAAACCCAAAAAAACUUGCUCAUUUCUCUUCGAACUGAUCACACUAAGACCUAAUUCAGGAUUUAAUGAUACGAAACAACUAUAAAAAAUCAGUACACUCAGAAAUAAAUGAGUUAGAUUUAAAUUUUGGUCUGUGCAACUUCCUCUACUUUCCAGACAUUAUUGGCUCAGUCCUAUAUGCUGCUGCUCCUGCCAGUUGCCCUGCUGAAACUUUGAUGAAACCACUCACAUGAGUUCAUUAUUCUGGCAGCAUUUCACCCUGAUCUGGGUGAAAUAUUGAAGUUUAUCUGUGGUGUGGCAUUAUUUGGCAGGUGUAUAAACUGAGUACAUAGAGAAAAUACAGAGGAUGUGCUGAAAUUACCAAAAUGAUACUUCAACCUGAAAAACAAGAAAGAAGUCCUUAUCUAAAAUACCGCUUUGAGUGCAUGCAUGCAAAUUGUCUGCCAGUGUUGUUAUCUUAGAAACAAAUUAAAGUGACAAAUUUAGAGAAAGUAAAUGGAUCGUCUGCUCAGCACAUUAAAACUCUGAUCCUGCAAACACACUCACAUUUGUUUGAAAUUAAGCUUGCACAUAGUUAAUUUUAAACAGAUGUAAGAAUACAAGUAGUAUCCUUCAGGAAAGUGGGACUGCUAAUAUGCUAGAACCAUGCUUGAUCAUGGACAGUCUAGAAGCUCAAAUUAAGUCUUUCCUAAACAGACAUUAAAGAUUUUACCAAUGCAGGAGCAUGUUUAUAUAUCAAUAGUUUCUUAUAUACAGAAAAGAUUUGGCUUUCUUCUGUUUCUUAACUUAUUAGACCAUUGUUCGUUCACUCCUACAUGAGCUAUUUUUGUGAACUUGUCCUUCCAUCUUGUUUUCAACUGUGCAGCCAUAGUUUUCCUCAACAUAGCUAACACCUUUGGAAUUUUAGUCCAAACUUCUCUUUAGUCACUCUUCUUCAUUUAAGCUUAAAAUGUGUAAGAAAGCCUCUCAUGUAAUGGGAAAACUUGCCAUAAAAAUGUAUAAAGGUUUUCUUGGGUACAUGUUUUCACAUUUAAUAAAAAUGCAGUUUUCAGUUAUAAUUUGAAAUGGUCACUUUCUAGCCACUGUUUAAUUUCUAUGUGGAAAAGAAAUCAAGAAAACAAAUUACCUUUUUUAAUUAUUUAUUAGAGUUCAGCAUCAUAAAUAUUUGCUGAAAUUUGUGGUUUUGGGGAAAUUGGAUCAAAACAAGGUUUACUGCCUAGUUGCUGUGAAUAAUACAGCUGGACUUUAUGUUGAAAGCUCCUUCCACAUUGCCAAAAGUGGAUUGCUUAACAUCUGAUACAUAUGACUUUGUAAGAGCCUAAUUGACAAACAGUAAUUUCAUUUGUCUGUUCCAUGUUUUCACUGUAUCUCAUGGAUGAAUCAAGGUCCUCCCUAGCUGUGCAGGGUUCUGUGGUUGCGUCUUUUAAGAAGAGUAACCAAGCGACCCGGCUUCUUCACAGGGUCUGGUAAUGAAGGACUGGGUAAUAUAUCUGCCAAGUGUGCACUCAGAAACAAGGUAUUGGUACGCUACCUCGCUGUUCUCUUGAGAACUUGCACAGUUCUUCUUGCAGUUAAGCCUGGGGCUCCCUUAAGAUUUUACGAUGCCGAGACAAGAAGCUUAAUUUCGCUAAGAGAAAAUUUUGGCACUUUAGCACUAGUUUUCAUAGGGAAUCAGCACAAAACAUGGGGAUUUUGAAACAUGAUGCAUUUUCUCAAUACCCUGGGUGCACUAGGAAAUAGACCAUACAAUUUAGAAGUUUGGUCUGUUACAGAGAUAUAUACAGGUCCUCAGAUUAGGAGGGAAUUAUAACAAUAACCAUGACCAAACCUAGGUUUGUCCCUAUACAGUGAAAUCAUCAGUAUUUGCUUUUGAAGUGAAGAAUUACUGGUGUGGAACAAGUGCUCCAAUCCUUGAGGAGCCCAAUUAUCCACUGGAUGAACUGGAUAUUUGUAGGUUUUAUUUCUGUUGUUUAAUCUUCAUGUUUUCUUCUCUGUUGUUUGGAUUUUCCCAUUAAAUGUACCAUGCCAGAUCUUUGCACAAAAAUAAGAAGAAUUUACUUUGUAAACAUAUGGAGAGUCAUUCACAUCUGUAAACAGAGCUCUGCUAUAGAGAAUUUAUUUCAUUAGAGGCAUUGAGCAUAACAACAAAUAAGGAGUGGCAGUGCAAUAUCCUGAGAGCUCUUACUGCUGGAGAUUAAGAAGGUUAGCAUCUCACAGAUUCAUGAUUUCUAACCAUGUCAUAAAACAGCUCGAAACAAAAGCUGGUGUUUGCCAUGCAGAUUGGAAGAAGGUAAAAUCCACACAGAGGAUGUUUCAUUGAGGUAGAAAUUUACUAAAGCAAUAAUUUACUAGGAGAGUUUGAAAAGCAUGUUACUGGUAACAAGCUUGUUAGCAGCGGAACUGGUAGCUAGGAUUCAGUAGCUGCUCUCUUUUAACGCAGAGGCACGUCCUGCAGCAGAGAGGUUGGGUUUCUUGAUCUACGCAGGUUGUGGACAAGGGACUGUGAUACCCACGGGCCACACCUUUUGUUACAGAUGGUGCAGGUGCCCUUCCAGUGGAUGUCAAAAGUCCAUCUCUAGCAGGAGCACAGGGCGUGUCCAACAGUUUAGGGGGAAAGAAAAGCAGUACUUGCUAAAUUGUUGUCUGUAAACAUGAUGUUCAAAAGCAGGUAUAAGCUGUUCCCCACUCUGUUUUCAUCUUUUUGACUAACUCCUAGUUUUGAUUUGAUUUACAUUUACAUUAAUGGUUAAGGAAGAGAAUACAAGUUCCUAAACUUGGACUGAAGUACAGACAUGGAAGAGUGGCAUGAGUAAAGUGGAAGUUGGAGCUUUCUGUUAGCUGCCAAUCAAGGAAAUUUUUGCUGGAUUUUUUUAAGGAUAAAAAGGGUCCAUACAAUAAACUUUUUUAGGCUUGUAGUGGCUAUUUGGUAAGUGUAAAUCACAGUGCUGUAUAUGCUUAGAGACCAAUUCUGAGGACUGUUUUUUUGUUUUUUUUGUGGCAGGUAUCCCCUUGCAAAAAUGUUGCAGUGCGUCUGUUUUGUGCCUGUUUGCCUAAAACCACAAAACAAACACAGUUCUUUAAUGGAUUGCUAUACAUGCAGCUGGCAGACACUUGUUUCUGGUGGGAAGAGGAGGAAGUUUUGAUAGCUGGUGGGUUAGCAUAUUUAUGUGAAUUAUGUAAAGCAUUGGUAAACUAUUGUCAACUUUGUUCACAUUGCACAAGAUACUCUGUGUAGUCUACUGCUGGCAUUAUAACCUCAGUAAUCCAUGCAUAUGCUGUAAAUUCCUGUAGGUUUUGUGUAAGAAACCUUGUCACCAUUGCUUACUACUGUAAAUUCUUGUUUUGAAGCAAGAGGUGGCUUUUGAUUGUACAGCCAUGUGUGUUCUAUACUGCAACAGUACUUGUUCUGUCCUCAAAACUUGCUGUUUACAUAUAGUUAAAGCUUUGUUAAGCACGCUUAGUGGUUUCAGAAUUUAUUUCAAACAGCAGAUAUAGAAGCCAUUUACAGGAAUAUUAAAUGUAAGAGAAUUCGACCCAGUUCAUACCCUUUCUGAGAGCUUGGGGUUGGAUUUUAGCAGACAACAGGCAGCUGCAGGUUAGCACAUUUUGUGGCUCCGUGCUGGGUAUGCAGUGUAUGCUUUCCAGCUGCAGGUGCCUGCAAGCCUGAGGGAUCAGUCCCUGUGCAGGGAACAGGAGGGAAAGUCUCUCCUCUUGCUGUCCCCUGACAAUGACAGGCUGCGAGACCUCAGCAGACCACUCCAGAAGGAUGACUGCCAGCCUGCAGGCUUCCUUGCACUAAGUGAGCAAAGACACACUAGCUUUUCCUCUGGUGUCUCUUUUUUCACCCCUAAAACUGCAUCAGUGCCAGGACAGAAACCCAUCUCUAAGGGUAUGCAGGGAGUAAAGCACUGCCUCCGUAUUGUGGCCUUGCCCCCGGCUGCCACAGGCUUUAUAUGAGGCAAUGUCUUAAGGAGAAUUUAAUUCUUUGUCUGUUUAUCAAGAUAGAAAAAUAAUCUGAAUUCUUUUUUUAGUAUUUUGUGAUAUACCACAAAGACCUGAAAAUGCGUGUGCGUGUUCUUUGCCUGUUUCUGACAUCAGAAAUUCAAGUCCUGUCUGGACUGAAAGACAAUGAUGGGAAAUGUGAAAAAGCUGGGAAAGUUGAAGGGGAUUCUUACUUGGAUUAUUGUAAAUUCUGUGUUUUUAUUGAUAGUUCAAAUGACUAGGUUAAUCUUUUGAAUAAAGGCAGUCUUUGUUAGUGACUUUGCACCUUCACCCUUUAAUGUAAGACUUUGAGUACUUGCAAUAAAUGUUCCUCACACUUCCAAGCCAAUCUGUAGAUAAAUUCCCUGUAUUUCUAAGGUCAAAGAAUGUUUGUACAGAUUACUUCAGCCCUUUAUAGAGAACAACAGGGCAAUUGCAAUUCCAUAAUCCCAAGUAUUUGCAGGUUACAUUUAAACCAUUAGGCAGGUAUAUUUUAGACAAAGAAUGACUUUCAACAUCAUAAAUGAAACUAAUGUCCAAAGCCCUGUCUCUGGAAGUUAAGAAAACCUCAGUAAUUUUCCAAACCAGCAAGAAUUAAAUUUGUCAAUACAAAUAUUAAUGUAGAAAAUACAUUCAAAACUUAAUACUGCCUCUGACCUUAAGCAUUAAUAUUGGUGAUAUUGGGGAUCUCACAGAUUUUGUGUAUUUCAGAACAGCUGUAUUUCUUCUCAGCCUGUUCUUCAUUUUCAUUAUCUACAGCUACCACCAAGAGCCAAUCCAUACCGUACUGAAAGAGUUCCAAAGCAUGGAGUUACAAAAUUCCCCCAGCAUCAUAAAUAGGCAGACAUGUGUUCUGUUAGGAUGAGUCACCACUCCAGCUGCAAACUUCUCUGGACCUUGUGUGUAAUUUCUAAAAGCAGUUUCAGGGAUGGUUUCAGAAGGGCAGUGGUCUGUAUGUUGAUGAGAGGUCCAACACGCUGCCUGACAGUGACCUCUUCCCAAAUGGUAUUGGGUCUUGCUUUGGGGGGAUCACAACUAUGCCAGCUGCAGCCCUUGGAAGGAUCUGUACCACAGAUGUCAGACCUGCCCCUGAAGGCUUCCCUUCUUUCAAACUCCUUUUUGAAAUAUACAGCUGUUUUCCGCAGCCGGUGAAGUGCUGAGAGGUGUGGUGGUGUUAGCUCUGUCGCACCAAAAUACAACCCUGUGUGCAUUUGUGUAUCGAGAAAGCCUCCCCUCAGGGAGUGCUUCUGACAGCCAGUACGCCACAGCUCUGGGAACCUGGUGUUUGGAGAAGCUGCCUCGUAGAAGGACCCAGCAAGGGAAACCAGGUCAUAAAAUCUGGCCUCACUGUUUUCUCUUUAAAGUUCCUUCAAGACUGGGGAGCUGCCUGGAACGUGUGGGUCACUAACCCCCAAAGCACAGCUGGGUUGGUGCCUCAGACAAGGCUGUCACAGGCUGUGCAUUGUAACGGGAGGGCUGUACCAGUACUGUACCAGGCCUCUUUCUGCUCCGCACUGUGGCCUGAUUCAUCCUACCCUAAUUUUAGCUGCCUAAAAAUUACCAGCCAAGGUCUCUUCCUUGUCAGAGGAGGGACAGAAGGCAGAUGCCUCUGGAAGACUGUAUUAUGGCAUUAACUGCCCUUUCCACUGAUGAAUCCUGCAUGCUUUUAAAGGCCUACAAUUAGGUGGAAUGAAUCCAGUCGUUUAUUUUAGUUUCACAUGCCUGUACACAGAAAUGUAUUCAUUUGAGCCUGGUUUGGGUAAGAAUAAUACAUCUCCUAAGAACCUGAAUCUGAGUGGCUUCCAGAUGAGGUUCAGAAUCCUUCAAUCUCAAACACAAGAUGUCUGCCCCAUAGUUGCUAUUUUCUUUGUCUUUACUUUCAGUGUAACUUGAAGUAGCUUGUUUAAACAUCUCUAGAAGGUUUACGUCUGCCAAGAAAUAAAUCCUCACCUUUAUUUUCCUAAGUGGGCACUCUCUCUCACUCCUCGCCUGCACUGAUUCAUUCACUGAAAGCAACACAUGGAAGAAACCAUUGCAGAGAUGAAUCAACACCAGCAAUAGCAUAUGCUGCUUUUAAAUUCAGCUGUUGGGUUGUAACUAAGAUACUAAUGUUCAUACUUUCUAGGGAUGGCUAAAGAUUCCUUUCCCGAGAGCUUUCAGGAAUAAAUCUAGGAGCUCCUAAUUUAGGAUUGAGAAUACAGAUAGUAAUGGCAGUUUAUGGGUUGGUUUUUGGCUUUGUUUGUAAACUUGCAGUAAAUGCGUAUGAUUUCACAUGCUGGUUUGGAGAUGAGGAAAGUGUCCGGUUUUCAGAUAGACCAAGACCAGAUCUUUGCAGACAGCAAAUGACUGUGAAUUAGCAAAGCCCAUUUAUAGCUGGAUCCACCUCAGGCUUGUACCAUACACCUGCCUUAUUCUAGUUCAACUUGAUAUCUUCCUCCAUUAACUGCCAAUACAAAAGAGUAACAGCAGAUGUACAGUCCUGUUGGCGAGCUGAGAAACAGCUGAAGUUUAAAAAAUGCAAAUGUUGUAACUUUUCACCUUCAUGAAGUGUCCGCAUUCUCACAGCUGAGCCUGAAACAGUAAUUGCCUCUGAAGUUGCCGUGUAACUUCACAACACAAAAGUAGGGUAAUUUUUUGUGAGUUUAAAGGGAGCAGUACUGAUACAUUUGCUUUAUUUUCCGAGUUGUGAGUCAUUCAGUGUUGACAAUAAUUUGCAUCUUGUGUAGCUAUGAAUAGAAAAAUUGAGAAUAGUUUUUUAUGAUGUGCUAGUACAAUCCCUGCUCUGCUGUUCAAUAUUUUGAGUGCCGAAUUUAACCAAAAUGUUACCUUCACACAUUGUCUUUGCCUCAUUUCUGCAUGAAAAUGGGUGUGAAUGUCCAGUUACUGUUCGUGGGUUCCCAGUGAGUUCUGGGCCACAGGGAAAACAGUUGCAGCGAGAAAGUUUGCUGUGGCAGCCACUUACUGACAACUUCUCAGAUGCAUAAAGCCAUUCUGUCUGUUGUCUGACACUCAUCCAGUUUUCUCGGUGGAUCACCGUGUUCUUGGAUGUCUUGAGAUGGGUACUGUCAGCCAAUGGAGGAGAGCUGGACAAGCUCACCACCCAGGAAGGGUAGAAAUAUAGCAAGUAAUGAGCUGUCUUCUCCAGGAGUCAUUUAUUUUUAGUGCUUAACUUUCAAUUAACGUUUGUAUCUUCAGUUAUUAUUUUACCAUUUGGUAUCUUGAGUGGUAUGAAGAAAAAUAUAUGACUAUAUAUAAUUUACAAGAAAUAUAGGCUUGUAUUGUGCCUUUGUAAUUCUCUUCAGCUUCAGUAUCUAUAAGCUACAAGCAGACAAACUUCUUCCCUCUUGUGGGAUGUUCUUUACUACAUAGUAGCUGAUGGCUUUAUUAAUACUGGCUAUUUGAGUCUUCUGGGGCUAAUGUUUUAUGUUUUCCCAGGUGAAAAUGCCAUAGUAUUCUCACCAGACAUAAGCACAAUGACAUAUCGCUGCAGUGCAUGCUGUCUCUUAGCUUCUCUCUACACGUGCUUGCAUGUUGGAAAUGUAGAUAGGCUGCUGUAUAAAUUGCUACAUUGAUUACACAAUACAGGUGUUUUUCUGCAUCCCUUUUUUUGCUUGAAACUCCCGUUAACUUGGAAGUUAACAAUGGCUUGAAAGGGGGUUUUGGAAGCACAAAGGAUGCAGGGAGCAACUUUUCAGUAGUUUACAGGCUGCUGUAAAUUCAAGUUUUCUCAGCAAAGAAAUGUAGCAUUUUAGCAGUAACUUCCUAGUGAAAACACUGAGCGUGCUUAUCACUUAAGAUUUAAGGAAAAAGUGUCAGACUGUGUAAUUGUAUCUCAUCUGAUUUUGACACUUAACCAGUAAUAUUCAGUGAGGUAUGAACCUGUUUUAUCUGUGUGUUCAUGAUGUACCAACCAACACAGAACUGAAAGGUGAACAGCCAUGUUUUAGUAUCAUAGCUACACAAGAAAUCGCAGUUUCCAAGAGGUUCUGUUUUGAUUUUGUUUCUUUAUCUCGAAUACAUUUUCACGACAGAAGUAUUUUUCUAUGUAGUUACCUGAGGCUUCCUUUCACCAACCAAAAGAGUCUGUAGCCUUCUGCACUGUGAAAGGCAAGCCCUGUGGAGAAACGCGGGCUUUGCACUUGCCCAGCAAAUCAGCAGAAAUUUCAUCCAAGCCAUAAAAGCCUCUUACGUUAAUCUGUGUUUAUGUAAUUAAAGCAAUUAGGGAUAGGAGCUUCAGGAAUAACAAGGUCUCUCUAUCCUCCAUUUUACUCUCUCUCUGUACUUCAUAGGGGUUUAAGAGUUCUGUUUUCAAGGCUCAGCUGUAUUUCUUUAAACCAGUGCAGUCUAAGCAUCAUGUGAGAUUCAGUUUAUGGAGACAGCAUUGGAGCGCGGAAGAUGUAGUUUUGGUAGCAAAGAGUAAUGCAUGUCCCUGUGGACAUGGACAUUUGCAAACAAAUCUGAUACCGAGAAUAAAAAAAAUCAAGAUGGUACCAGUACAUCAGACUCUGUACUACAGUGGGUUUAGCUUUUGUCAAUUGUAUUUUAUUUUGCAGGAGAGGAGUUGGGGAAGCUCAGAUCACAUGGGGGAUUUUAGAAGUAUAUCACUCAACAAUCAUUUUAUAAAGUCUAACUUCAAAAUGCACUAUGAUUUAUUACAAAAAUAUAUUUUCUUCUGUGUGCCGACAUGGUUGUUCCAUUUUGUGAUAAGUUAAACUCAGCAAUUAAUUUGUUGCACUGCCUAGCUGCAUGAAUUCAUCCAGUGUACAUAUGUACCUGUGCAGCAUUACUUUGGGUUUUGUAUUUGAAUUUGCAGUAUUGAUUAUUAUUUUUGUAUUUUACUUUGCCUCUGUUAUUGGAAUUGUAGUAAACAUAAUUUAUACAUAUGAUUUUACAACUGUUUUGCAACUGAAAAGUCUUCUUUAAAUUGUAAAGUUUUAUUGAUGGAUACUCAUUAAAAUGGUAUAAGAAUUAUA